ACACAGAUGCUGUUCACUGCCGCUGCUGGGUCAGGGUUACAUGCCGUCUAUUAAUAAUAACAGAGUCACAACAGCCACAGCGAGGAGAAGCUGGGGAAAUCCACAUCAACAGUUCUCCUUUUUGAGUCUGCGGGGACGAACGAGCGCCUAGAUAAUGUGACAUAAACACGCUUCAACUUUUGCUUUUUUUUCACCUUUUUAUUCGUCUUUUACGACCCUUUUUUUCAAACAGGUGCCAUUGUCUCACUCAGCUUUCCCACUACUGGUACACGCUCACCGGCUCGACUUGGGCACUUUACUGCGGUCAUCCAUCUGCACAGGCGGCUGCGGCUUGUUGGUAAACACGAAUCGGAUCCCGCCGGCAAGGACUCCCUCUGGUGCAUUGAUGCACCCGUUCCAGUGGUGUAACGGGUGCUUCUGUGGUCUUGGACUGGUUUACGCCAACAAGUCGUGCACCAUGCCGCCCAUCACCUUCCAGGACCUGCCUCUGAACAUCUACAUGGUCAUCUUCGGGACAGGCAUCUUUGUCUUCAUCCUGAGCCUCAUCUUCUGCUGUUACUUUAUCAGCAAACUACGACACCAAGCCCAGAGUGAGCGGUUUGGAUACAGAGAAGUAGUUUUAAAAGGAGAUCCAAAAAAGUUGAAUCUUCAUGGGCAGACAUGCGCCGUGUGUCUGGAGGACUUCAAAGUGAAAGACGAGCUGGGAGUGUUGCCAUGCCAACAUGCUUUCCACAGGAAGUGUCUGGUAAAGUGGCUGGAGGUUCGCUGCGUCUGCCCCAUGUGCAACAAACCCAUAGCUGGCCCCCCUGAGCAGCACCACAGCAUAGGGACUCUACUGGAUGAACUGGUGUAACCUCUCAACACCUGCCAGCCUGGGUGGAGCAGCUGGUAUAAGUUAGUGACCAACAGGGAGAGGGACACUGUUUUGCGGUUAAAACACGGCAAAACACCAACAUGAUGAUAGUAAGUUGGGGUAACCUAGUUACCACCCGAAGGAAGACUCUGAAGGAUGCUGUUGCCUAGCAACCAUCUCUGAGAUGGCAACACGACACCUUGUGGUGUCUGAGAGAUUAUCUCCAGCCACCCACACAUCACUCCACCACUCUUCUUUCAACAUCCCCCUCUCCACCCGAUCCUUCACAUCUUCUCUUGUUGCCUUGAGUGAGGUUAAUGGCACCACUGGUGUGGAGGAGACACAGUUGAAAUUUUCACAGCGAUGUGGGCGAAUGAGUCCGGAAGGAUGACAGCACUUGGCAGGAGGCGCUGAUCCCCUCUGAGCAUGUAUGAGUGAUGUGUGUCACUGUGGGCACUGAUAUGAAAUAAUAUCAAUAUUAGCUGUGGCUAUUGAUAUUCUUGUCUGAAUAAAUUACAGUCAAGAAGCUGUGAAAUUGAUAUUUUCUGCUCAGCAUCCCCGGCGGUAUAGCACGAGGACACGUUGACAGAAGUUACACUGCUAACAAUACAGCAAAAUCAUGAACAAGAGUUUAACAAAGUUAUUACUGUAGUGAAGACAUAGACAGUGUUUGUUAAAACUGCUUUUGAGGGAACUUUUUUAAAAGACUUGGCCUACGAUUAUAAAUUGAAGCCACACUGGGGAGGAAGUGCUGGAAAAGUUGGGUUCACACCUCAUCAACUUGUAGCAAAUUAAUCAGUAUUUUCAUCGUCUUUCUCACAACGCAACUGAUUUCUGCUGAUACUUUAAACUGAUACUGAGUGUAAAAUCCAUAUUGGUGCCCACCCACAGUAGUAUCAUGUAUGUUCUACAUACUGCACAUGCUCCAGUUGUUUUUUCCACCGGAGUGUUUUAUUGUUCUGACAUGUUUUUAUUGUGUUAAUGUAUUUGAAAGGAACUGACUCCUCCUGCCUCUCACUGUAACAGUUUGGUUCUUUGUUGGAAUUAGUUUUUGUUUUAGAUAUUGCACUUUAAAUGCACACACACACACACACACACACACACACACACACACACACAC
Molecule: messenger RNA, 1973 nt
Organism: Seriola dumerili (greater amberjack)
Lineage: Eukaryota; Metazoa; Chordata; Actinopteri; Carangiformes; Carangidae
Gene: rnf122
Product: ring finger protein 122
Exons: 6
Coding region: 386-853 (155 amino acids)
Source: RefSeq, a predicted model, not a curated record